Molecule: messenger RNA, 1084 nt
Organism: Aspergillus heteromorphus CBS 117.55
Lineage: Eukaryota; Fungi; Ascomycota; Eurotiomycetes; Eurotiales; Aspergillaceae
Exons: 1
Coding region: 400-1005 (201 amino acids)
Source: RefSeq, a predicted model, not a curated record
UUUAGUAGUAUCCGCAGCAUCGACGCGUGCGCGUCGCACGUGCAGCCCUUAUGACAUGAUCGGGUGCGAUAGAAAGGCUGAGCUCUUAUAAUGCGAGAGUACCUACUCUGAACUAGUAUCUUAUCUUGCUCAUCGUAUCAUGAAUAGUGCUUCCCUACUCGGUAAGCUCUGGGAAUUUCUAUUUUGAGGAGAAGAGGAUCUUCUUAAUUCCGAUAUCGAUCGGGCUUUUUUUCACUGAUACUAUACCUAUCGUGUUUCUUCUCCCUAUCCUACCAGGGUCCGACCGACCGACCAAUCUUCUUUAUAUUACAGACAAACAGUCCUUACCGGUCGCCAUCUAUCUAUACACCCUUUACUAUAUUUAGAGACAGACCACUAGGUACUGCUGCCGCCCCGGACAUGCCACACUUGGUCCACCACAGAAGACGCCAUUCUUGGCCAUACUGCGGCCCCGGGACGCAACUGCGCGAACGACGACACUUGGCGGUGAUAGCCCUUGAACAACAGCAACAGCAGUUCUUGACACCCGUGGGCUCGGAGGAUCUGCUUGAGGAUGAUGCUGCCUCCGCGGGUAUUGUUCGCUCCAAGGUAGGGCGGUCCCACCGGCGGUGGUUUGCUCCCAAGACCGGGGGGGCCGGGGCAGUCGGGCAAAUGCAGGUGCCGACCACCACGACGGGUACUGGCGCUGGCACUGGAUCCUCAGGGCCGCUGCGGAGAAUGAUCCGUCCGCCGCUGGAUAAGGCACGGUCGCUCUUCGUGCUACCCACCACCACCACGACCGGCCAGAACGUCCUGGUCUCGUACUGGGUGCCACAGGAUGCAGCAGCACCUGUGCCGCCGGUCGCAGUCCCCGUUGUUGGAGGCGGAGGGAGGGCGCCGGAGUAUGGCUAUGGCCCUGCGGCGGCACACCUGCUGGCUGAGCGAUUUCAUCGACGAUGCCAUUCGGAGCAGCCCCGGUCUUGGAAGAGGCCCAGCGCGACUUUGUGGCCGCUUGAGGAGGAGUAAAUGGUAGGGUGUCUUGUUAGUUAACCUGUGGUGUUAUUCUUUUUUUUUAUUCUUUUAUUUUUCGUUGUGUUUGUCUGGU